AAUCACAGAGUGGUUCGAUCAGUUUCAACAAUGAAGGUUGCUCUCGUGUUCCUCGCUGUCCUUGCUUGUGCCGUGGCUCAGACCACCAUCGAGUGUCGUGAAGGCUGGGAGGCUGGCGACAACUCCUGCUACAAGGUCAUGAAGCUAAAGGUCCACUGGAUAGAGGCCUGGACCUACUGUACCGCCAUGAGGUCUUCCCUGGUUGAGAUCGAAAGUCAGGAGGAGCAGGAUCGUAUUGCCGAUAUCCUCAAGACCAAGUACAGUGACUACUACGAGCAGUUCUGGAUCGGCCUCAGCGAUAUGGAUACCGAGGGUCAAUGGCAGAACAUGCGCUUCAAGCAGAACGCCACCUACCUGAACUGGAUCCCUGGACAACCCAACAACGACAACGGCCGCGGCGAGAACUGCGCCCACAUCAACGCCAAGCCUGCCAGAGGCUACAAGUGGAACGACCACUCCUGCAACGCCGAGCUCAACUUCAUCUGCGAGGCCUUCCCUCUGGUCUAAGCAGCCACGGUGACGUUAUUGGAGGGCGACGACAGAAGGGGCAAUUGCGAUCAUCUUAGCCUCAAGCAACAGCUGACAACCGCGCUUGACAAUAACAUUGUAUUUAUCUCAAUAAAAUAUAUAUUUACACA
Haliotis rubra (blacklip abalone) is the source of this 638-nucleotide messenger RNA. RefSeq names its product perlucin-like protein. Gene Ontology annotation, cellular component: external side of plasma membrane. The transcript is spliced from 5 exons. The coding region runs from base 31 to 507 and encodes 158 amino acids. The record is from RefSeq and is a predicted model, not a curated record. Lineage: Eukaryota; Metazoa; Mollusca; Gastropoda; Lepetellida; Haliotidae. Gene Ontology annotation, biological process: biological process involved in interspecies interaction between organisms. Gene Ontology annotation, molecular function: carbohydrate binding.